This is a messenger RNA of Macrobrachium nipponense, 2985 nucleotides long. RefSeq lists its product as uncharacterized. Gene Ontology annotation, molecular function: cysteine-type endopeptidase activity. The transcript has 3 exons. Bases 514 to 2526 code for a protein of 670 amino acids. Gene Ontology annotation, biological process: proteolysis. Lineage: Eukaryota; Metazoa; Arthropoda; Malacostraca; Decapoda; Palaemonidae. The record is from RefSeq and is a predicted model, not a curated record.
UUGGACAAAGACUGGCUAUUGCUCAGUAGUCUAAAGACGACCUAAGUGGACAGGAGACCCAUCGGUUGCCCCAUACACAACAGACAUUUCUGAAGCCCCAGUGCAGAACAGACAUUGAAGAAGAGUGGACAGGAUCCACUUUAGUCGCCCCAGUAAGGAACAGACAGUGAAUUCAGUGGACGGAUUCCACGACUGACAGAUUAGGAGUGAACAGAUGCUAGGCCUGUUGCGUCAGUACGGAACAGACAGUGAAUAAGAGUGGACAACAAAUAUGUCUGCUGCCCCAGCACGGAACAGACAGUGAAUCUGAAUUGCCUCCGUGUGUACAGACAGCGAACAGAGAGGGCAAAAACUACGGCUGCUCCUCCCAAUAAGAAACAGACAGUAAUCUUGAGUGGACAGAAGCUACGGUCUUUCGUCGACUUUACACAGUGGGAAAUAAGCGUUCAUCAGCGCCAUGAGGUAACCAGCCUGAUGGAAGAAGUCACAAGGGAGAAGUAAUGCAGUCGUACCAUGGGCUGUGGCAAGAGUAGGUAUCCAGCACUGAAAUCACUGAGAAUAGGCAAAAAGGAGAAGCUUCAGAAGUCAUCAGAGCUAGUCCAGCCAGCAAGGACUGAUUUCCGACCAUCAUUUUCAGAUGUGGAGCAAUACACCAAAUCUCUAAUAGUUCAGGACAGUUUGCCAACUUCCAAGACCCUUCAAACUUCUGUUGGAGAAGAGCAACAUUUACUUGACGAUUCCAGUAGUCUCAAAUCUCAGAAAGACCAGGAAACGCCUGAGAAAGAGGAAGUAAUGGAGACCAUUUACAGGUCUUCAAGUUUGCCAGGCAGUGGAAACCAAAGACCAACAAAACCUCAACAAUCUGUGACAAGUACCACGAAUAAUAAGACAAUAGAGGAAAAAGAGAAAAAGGAAGUUGACAGGUCUCAUAGUCUGCCAGGCAUUGCAAACUACAAACAGACUAAACUUCAAGAACCGGUGACAAACGCAACAAUUUACAGAAAGGCAAAACAGCCAGAGGUAGAGGAUUCUCCAGUUCACAGCCGACCCAACAACAUCAGAUUUCUAAAAGAGGAGGACACUUUAGGAAAAGGGGAAUUAAUAAACAAUAUUCAUAGGUAUCGAGGUAUACCAAUCACUGCAAGACAAGCUAAACCUCAAGAUCUAGUGACAAAUACCCCGAUCAACAAAAAGACAAGAGAGCCAGAGGUAGAGGAUUCCCCAGUAAAGGUAGAAAAAGCAUCAAAAUCAGCACAUCAUCACACAGAGACCCCAAGAGCAGCCUUUGACACCAAGUUUGUUGCUAAUGGAGACUUGGAUGGAGACGAGGACCAUGAUGAGUAUGAGGUGCAAAGGAAGCAUCCAGUUCACAGAGCGAGGCGGCAGCUUGGGUGUCGUGGUGUAGUAGCUCGCAAGUCAUCAGAUAUUGUUGUCAAAUAUACAAGAGUCUAUGGUGAAAGUGAUGGUGCAUACAAAAACGACUCUACACCUAGGGGUUUGGUUUUCAUGGCCAACUUCACUAAUUACGAUGGGGACAGUUACAGUGAAAGAGAAGGGUCCAAUAGAGAUUUCUAUAAUCUGCUAAAUCUCUUUCAGCAAAUGGGCUAUGAAACCAGCCACAAAACUGCCAAUUACUGUAAAUCAGGAUACAUCGUAAAAUCCCAAUUCUUGAAAAUGCUCAGGGAGUUCAGUCAGGAGCAAAGACAUAGAAUGCUGUGUUCUUGUGUUGUUAUCAUCAUGAGCCAUGGUUCGGGGCCAAAAACCUUCGUUACCUCUGAUAACAAAGAGGUUGAUCUUAUGGAAGUUUACGCCAUGCUUGACAACAUGUCCUGUCAGAAUCUUCGAGGGAAGCCGAAAGUUUUCAUUCUCCAGUUCUGCAGGAACACCCCAAAGACUUUCCCAGAUUCAGUCAACUUGAACCCGUCCUCAGACCAAAGCUUUCUACGAGCUCUGAUUCGAGAGGAAAUUCACAAUGCCAUUGCAGAACAGCACACAAAUAAAAGUAAGUGGGGCGACAUUGAUGUACGCAGCCCAAGAUUCAGUAGUUUGCUGAUGAAAAGUGAGAACUCACUGACUUCGUUCAGGUUUUCAGAGAAUCACGCUGGCAGCGCACAGAAUAAUGGUGGCUCAUGCUGUCAGGGAAACAGUGACGAGGACUCUCCUGAUGCCAGAGAGUACCAGACAGACACCAAACAUGUUCCAUCACCUCCGCCAUAUGAAGGGAUUCAGCGUUUCUCUGACAUGUAUUCCAUCUUUUCCACAGCCUCAGGAGAGCUCUCCCACAGAGACCCCAAGAAAGGCUCCCUUCUGAUCCAGGCUAUCUGCCAUGUCUUUGCCGAGUACGCUUAUCAAGACGAAAUAGACAUUCUCGUGCGGAAAGUAUCUUUGUACAUGACGAAGACAUUGCAGAAGGAUGAUCCCAUUCAUGUGCCUCGACAAACUUGCGAAAGGACCAACAAUGGAUUGGAUAAAUAUUUUUACUUCAAUCCUGAGUAUAUACCUCACUGCAGACAUGUAACUAUUUGAAAAUAAUGCGUGAGUAGAUGGUGCUAGGUGCUUUCCCUAAUCUUCGACUUGGUUUUCAAUGGCAGAGUGGUGAUAAAUUGUCGGGAAAAAACAGCAUCUUGACGAUUCAACAUGUAAUUAUGGAACCAGCUCACCACCAGCUCUGUUGGUGCAUGAACCCUUCCAAAAUUCAUGCUACAGGAAUUUCGACUGAAAUCUGGUUGUACUGUGAGAUGUGAUUUCUUGAAAGAGGUGAUCUGACUCUCAGCAUGACAAAGACUUUGGCCCCAGUGAAAACAUGUCACGAUUAGUGUUUUAAGAUACACGCGAGGAGCAAUUCCUCUUGACUGUUGCCUGUUUAAUCUACUUCAUAAUAAGAGAGUCUUUCAGGAAGCAAGAUUCUGGUAAGGACAGUUUACAGUUUACUAAGGUAAUUCAUUGUUAUUGUCAUGACGUUUGCAAUAAACGGACGCAACUGGA